ACUAUUAGAGAGUCAAUGCUUUGUAGACAGCUGACUCUGUCAGAGUAACUGUGAGAUCUGUAAAGGACAAAUGAUUGAGGCAACUAUGAGGGGGUCUACUAAACCCCAGUCAUCACAUGGGCUAGAGAAAUUGCCAUUUGCAUCAUCUUAUUUGAUUGAUUCCAUUCUGAGCAAAGGUGUGAGGAUAGACACUGGGAUCAGCAGAGAAGGUACGUGCCAUUUGUUUCAAAACCAAAAUUUGGAAGAUUGUCAAUUCCCUUUUGUAAGUGGCGCAGGGGAAAUUGUGUUGGUGAGAUUUCCAAAUAGGUGAAGAGAAUUCUGUUCACAUGAUAGAUAACUGUGUACAUAUUUUAAACAGUGGAUUCCAUGGGUCCAACAUCUCUCAAAGAGACUGAGAAUCAAUCCAACAAGUCCGAGCAGAUAUCAAUAGCAGAUCAUACUGCUCCUGAGGAGAACAAACGCACUUUACAGCCACAAGAUACUAGGAAAGAGAUGACAGUAAAUACUAACAGAGGGACAGAGCUUGGCUCCAACAGAAACCAAACAGAGCAGCUGAAAACACCAAGUUCGGGUGGACACUCAAGGAAGCAACGACGUUAUCGCACCACUUUUACUAACUUCCAGCUGGAACAACUGGAGAGGGCUUUCUGCAAAUCCCACUAUCCAGACAUUUUUGCCAGAGAAGAACUGGCAACGCAUCUAACUUUAACAGAGGCAAGAGUCCAGGUUUGGUUUCAGAACCGCAGAGCCAAGUGGCGCAAGAACGAGAAGGUUGGAGUGUUGAGUUCCCUCCCUGGGCUACCUUUAACCAACUCCCUGGGCGUUUACCUGGAUGUCCCCUUGCACCAGGCCUCUUUGGUGGAGCCAUCCUGGGGGGGAGCCCGAUACACGGCCUCAGUGUAUGCGCCUGACUCUGUUGGAAACCUGGGUAUUAACACUCUGGCCUGGGCCUCACUGUGUGGACAUCCUUUUAUCCAUCCUAACUUCAGCAGGUAUAUCAGACUUCUGGUUCAUAUGUUAUACUGUAUACCGACUAGGUUACAAGACUUGGGUUAACUCAGCAGCGGAUUUAAAAACCACUUAGUUGUUUUUCUCUCCUUAGGUUUUUAACCUUGUUAAAUCCAUUGGGUAACACUCCAACCCUGAUGACCAAACCUACCAGAAUAUCCCAGGUCAGCCCAGCCGACAAUGACAGGAGGCUACUUAGCACUGGCCACAACAAGGAGCACUCUGUCCACAUGCAGUAGUCCAACACAUUGCGGGACAUUGUCCUGUCCACCUUGUCCAUGCCUGGUUACAAUUUGUGCAAUGCUUUGUUCACGUAUGCUAGAGUAAUAAGAUUAUGUUUCAAUGUUUGUGUUGUAUAAUUUACUGGACAGCAAAACAUCUUUCCUAAAUAUUUUCGAUAAA
Oncorhynchus mykiss (rainbow trout) is the source of this 1410-nucleotide messenger RNA. NCBI's taxonomy places the organism in Eukaryota, Metazoa, Chordata, Actinopteri, Salmoniformes, Salmonidae. The record is from RefSeq and is a predicted model, not a curated record.